AUGAGAACCAAUGAAGCGUUCAUUGAUGAAAAGGAAAACAGCACUUGUUGCACACCAACUUGGUACCUAUGUCGCCACUGCUGUUGCAGAUAUGGCUGGUAUCCUCUAGCUGUGGCUCCUCUAGUUACUAUUGGGUGUCUCUUGUCCAUUUAUUCAUCAGCAGGAUGUGAUUUCAUUCGAGUCCAAGUUGGUUUUACCCCUUCCAACGAUGCUUGGAAUAAAAGCAUUGCUCAGUUUGGGAUUUUCAUGUACCAGAGUUUUGAAGAGGAUGAUAAUUUAUUGCAGGGUGCUUUCGUAGACGGUUGCCGAUGGUAUGAUGACAGCUUCACAAAUGAGUUCAUGGAGGAUGACCAAACAUGGCAUGUUACAACAAUCAUGGCAUAUAUUUCGGCUGCUGCCGGUGCAAUAGCAACUAUGACAGCGUGGUUGUUUGUUCUCACUCCCAUUCCAGUAUAUUUCUUCUGGCCGGGAUUCCUUUUGCCCGCAUUGAUGACAGCAUUCCUGACAGAAGGUUCAAAGUUCCUUAUCUUUGAUACAAAAGUAUGUAGAAGUACGGCUUGGUAUCCCAGUGGUUCCGAUUCCCUACCUCGAGUCGCUGAAGAAUGCGCGAUGGGGGCAACAGGUGCCUAUACGAUUGCAAGUGUUUCAAUAUUUUUCAUCUCUUUGAUCCUCGUCUGCCUAAGAGCACCGAAAUUGAGACCUCUAGAGUCAAAUUAUGGCACAGACUUUGAGGAUGAUUUUGAUGGACCGAGACAGCACGAACAGCUUGAUGCCGUCGAAGAAAACAAUAUAUACCCAGAGGCCGUUGAAGAAAAUCACAUAUCUGUUGUCAGCAGCAUGACCCAUCCUACUGUGCCAACUAUACGGUCUAUUCCUCAUCAUAUCGAAAGACAGCAGGCAUUCACUCCAAAUAGCAAGUCGACGAUCGAUGCAGACGAUUCUCAAUACUAUGACGACUCCUACGCAGGGGAUGGAGUUUUUGAUGACGGGUCUUCGUCUUGUCCUCACUUCCACAGCAAGCAAUAUUACGACGAGCAAAGUCUCAACGGUCGAUCUAUUGGUAGUGGGGCACGAAGUAUCACGCCAGUUGUGCCAGUAGUUUCAGAGAGUCGGCUUCGGACAAAGGAAAAGAUGCAAAGAAAUACAGAAGACAAUUCAACCGAAUUGAUUGAUAAGUUUGUUCGUGAACUGAAUGUACGCUUUGACGUCAGCACAUCAUAG
This is a messenger RNA of Cylindrotheca closterium, 1221 nucleotides long. NCBI's taxonomy places the organism in Eukaryota, Bacillariophyta, Bacillariophyceae, Bacillariales, Bacillariaceae. The record is from the annotation of a GenBank genome assembly.